Messenger RNA from Gossypium raimondii (Peruvian cotton), 1152 nucleotides. RefSeq lists its product as uncharacterized. NCBI's taxonomy places the organism in Eukaryota, Viridiplantae, Streptophyta, Magnoliopsida, Malvales, Malvaceae. The record is from RefSeq and is a predicted model, not a curated record. The transcript has 8 exons. Bases 182 to 781 code for a protein of 199 amino acids. Gene Ontology annotation, cellular component: cytoplasmic microtubule. Gene Ontology annotation, molecular function: microtubule binding. Gene Ontology annotation, biological process: microtubule cytoskeleton organization.
AUUUCCCCCCCUUGAAACCCUCAACUUUACAAACACACCUCUUUUAAAACUUUUAACUCCAUGCCUAUUGCUAUUUUUUCUUCUUCCCUAUAUAAUUUUUUUCUGAUGAGACUCUUAAUCUUUACAUACAACAGGAACUUUGUGAUACUAGGAGGAGAGGAGGGGUUCCAAAUGCUCGUUGAUGCCUUGGUUUGGGAUUCAGAUGCCUUACGUUGUUGCAUAUUGCAUCUUGUUCCUUCAACUGGCCAUGCUUGUCUUUGGGGAUCAUGGAUCACUUAAUCUCCUGGGAAUGUUAAAAUCAGAAGUAGAGAAGGUAUUCAACCAGGACAUGUUUUUCAAGAAGACUGUCAAAUAUGUUGGAGAGCCAAUAACCCACUUGGAAUCCAUUGCUUCCUCUGUGCUGAAGAAAAGCCUGUCUUCUGAUCAAAUAAAUGGAGGUGAAACUUUAAAUGUGCAGCACAAUAAGAGCUCUGCUUCUAUUCAAAUAAAUGGUGGUGAAACUGUAAAUGUUGGAGUGGAGGUAGCUAAUUCGGAAGUAGAAUACAUUGAAUCUGAGAACUUGAGUGAUCUAGAAGAUGUUGAUACAUGUCUUAAGAAGCUCUUACCUGGACUUGACUCUAAAGAUUGGAUUCUGGUUGUUGAAACACUCAAUAAUGUUCGUCGAUUAUCAGUAUUCCAUAAGGAAAGAAUGCAUAGUAUGCUGGGUGAUUUGAUCCCUCUUGUAGUUAAGUCCUUGAAGAAUCCUAGGGUGUUGAUGGAAGGUCUCCUUAUUGGUUCCUAACGGUGAGUUUUAUAUCGACCAUAUAUGAGUUUGUAGCAGAUAUUGAAGGUGUCGCAGAGGAUUCAAUCUCUUCAAGCUGGAAAAGCCAAGGCUUAGCACUUCUUCAAGUAGAAUGUUAUUUAAUGUUGCAUUCCAUGGUCGUUUAUCUUAGUCAGAACUUGAAUUUGGUGUUAUUGAAAUAGGGUUUUGUAGUUACCUUGUGUACUAGCUUCUUUAAUCAUGAUUGUUAAUUAUUAUGUGUUUUGUAGCUUCUUUUAUAAUUGUCCGAGUUAAUAUAGAUUAGAUGAGCUGUGAGGUAGAUUGCUCAUUUAUUUAAACAUGAUAUUUAAAUUCUAAAUUUAAAUUCAUUAAUUUUUAUAUUUAGUUUUAAA